AUGGGUUUCCAAGGCAUUGAUUUAAACCCGGUUGCAUCAAAUGAAGAUCCAAAACAUAUAUAUAUAUCUCUGCCUCCUCUUGUGACUCUUCCUCAUUGCUAAACUCAAAUGUCACCCGAGGAAGAGGAUUGUGUUGUUGCUGUCAAGUUCUUGGAACCUCAGCUCAGCUUUUUCAGACCCAAUAACUCAGAGUGGAUCGACAUCAGAAUCCAAAACCCUAGAUUCUUUGCUUCCAAUGUAAUGCAUUCCAAGAAAGAUGACAUGUUUCUCAUUCCUGGAUUUGGAGGCCACGUCAUCGCAUCAUGGGAUCUCCACGAACAUGGCAACAAGCCCAAGUUUCAAUGGUUGCGUUUCAGAAAAACUCCCUGCUGCAUGACCACUGCCAACAAAACGCUUCUGGACUCGUGCUGUAAGAGCGAACACUUGGUAGAGUCAAGAGCCACCGGUGAAACUUUCAUGGUUAAGUUGUACAAGAAGACCAUGUACGGUACUGCUGCGAAGAUAAAAACAGAAGCUGUAAUGGUUUUCAAGCUAGAUGACAACGGAAACGCUGUUUACACUAAAGACACUGGAGACCUCUGCAUUCUCCUAACCGCUUCAUAG
Brassica oleracea var. oleracea is the source of this 603-nucleotide messenger RNA. RefSeq lists its product as uncharacterized. The record is from RefSeq and is a predicted model, not a curated record. Lineage: Eukaryota; Viridiplantae; Streptophyta; Magnoliopsida; Brassicales; Brassicaceae.